This is a messenger RNA of Histoplasma capsulatum G186AR, 1438 nucleotides long. RefSeq lists its product as uncharacterized. The transcript has a single exon. The coding region runs from base 219 to 1088 and encodes 289 amino acids. The record is from RefSeq and is a predicted model, not a curated record. Lineage: Eukaryota; Fungi; Ascomycota; Eurotiomycetes; Onygenales; Ajellomycetaceae.
CUUUUGCUGUAUAUGACUUUACGUUGCAUUUUCUGAGGUCUUUGGAAACAACCUAUUGUGGUUUAUAUAUCUGUUUUCUACGUAACUACCACUUUAUUCGCCAGCGUUUUGGGGCGUUCGUUCGAAAACUUCACCAUCAACGAGGGGUCCAUUUUGGAUCAACGAAGCAGAAAAUAUUAUUUUGGCUACACCCCUAAACUCCUAGAACACCUCCAGCCAUGGACUCGAUGAGAUCUCUUAACACGUCUCUGCCAGUUUCGUCCCCUCGUUCAAACUAUGCACAGCCCCCUGAGCAACUGCUUCAAGCCUUCAAAACCGCAGCUCUCUCUGUGACAAACCUUUACAAAACAGCCGUUUCCGACCAAGCGAAUGCCCGCCAAAUCGGAUACCAAGAAGCCUUGGAAGACCUUAGGGCUUUUCUCGACAAGGAGAAGAUUGGAUUGAGUGAUGGGGAAGGGUCCAAAGUGCGAUGUUGGGUCACGGAGCGGAUUGAUGGAACCGGCACAACCGCCACUUCGAUGGAUAGUGACGAUGAGCGGGGGGAGCUCGACAACAAACGAGGCGGGAGUAUAUCGCCAACCAUCACGAGAAAACAGACACCGGAGGUUAAUCAUACAAACCAAGCGCCCCGACCCACCUCUCCUCCACGGCAAGAAACAAACACUCACCCACCAUCAUCUACCACUGCAGCAUCGUCAGAUACAUAUGUUACGCCAUGCAGAUCAACCACUUUCACAUUCACCACUGGACCUCAGUUCCCCGUCCCUCAACAGUCCGAUGUUGAUAUGCAAACAUCUGAGCAUGUGCCAGCGACUACCACAUCCUUGCAAACCGACUCUUCCCACCAGCCACACUCAUCAGCUAUCAAUAGCUCCCCGACCGUCAGGGUUGAAGUAGUUCCCCGAGGAUCCAGAACACCCCAUCGACUCAAUAGCGGGAAUCGACACGGCACACGAGCAUCGGUGCGAGAUCCCGCUUCUAAUAAUGGAUCCAAGAGAAAAUUCCAUUUUGGGGAUUUUUUUGAUAUCUCAAGUCUUGGGAAUGGGCGAGACGCCUUUGGAGGCGGCAAACGGGGACGCUUUAUAUAAAUAGUUAACUGAACGCCGACGUUUGGGGGACAUAAAAUUGGGAUAGAGAAACAUUCGGAUGGGAUGAUAACGAUGGAGCAUUAUUAUGGAGCAUUAUUAUGGCAUUCAUUUGCUUUUUCUUUUGCCUUUUUUUUUGCCCCUUUCAUUGGCUUCUCGCUUUUGCUUCCUCCCGCCCCUUUUUUUCAACGGUCAAACCAAUAGUGGUAUCAUGAUUAGAAGCAUUUACGGAGUCAAUAUUCCAGCAUUUUCAUUUUACAUAGAUAGCAUCCAAUCAAGAUACCCAUGAUCAGAUGAUAUGGAGCUCAUUUUGCAAAUUCAUGUACACAUAUCUCACACUUCCCCUAGAGUGA